Molecule: messenger RNA, 546 nt
Organism: Aspergillus wentii DTO 134E9
Lineage: Eukaryota; Fungi; Ascomycota; Eurotiomycetes; Eurotiales; Aspergillaceae
Exons: 1
Coding region: 1-546 (181 amino acids)
Source: RefSeq, a predicted model, not a curated record
AUGCACAGCAACAACCACAACAACUACAGUCCACCCACCUCGCCAUUCGGCCUCUCCUUGCACACCUCCUUCCCCGCUCCCCGCGCGGCCAGCGACUGUUCCACUAUCAGUCCCUUCAGCUCAACAACCACCAGUCCCACCUCCUCUCCCACCUCUCCCUUCCGCCGCCUCCACCGCAGCCAUGCCCAAAAUGUCCCCGGCAGCUGCUAUCCAGAUGAUUCCCGCAGUCGCAGCCAGAGUCCAUUUCGCCUAGGCGCCGCCUCCUUCUCUCUCCGUCGAUCUUCUCUCCUCGCCCUUCGUCGCAGGCCCUCCAAGGCUGAAGUCGCCCUGAGCGCGGAACGUUCCCGAUGCGACGGCGAUGCCGUCGAGCGCCAGGGCCUGGACCUCAUGGAGCCCCGGCCUGUGGAUCCCGUUAGCAUUCCUAUGGAUUUGAACGCGAAUGUUUUCCCGGGGGAUCGAUCGUCCAUGCAGAGUCAGCAGUCUCGAGCGUCGCAGCCGCGAGUCAUCAUGGGUGGGAUAUUUGAGGUGAUGGAAGGGAGGGCAUGA